Messenger RNA from Andrographis paniculata, 868 nucleotides. RefSeq lists its product as uncharacterized. The coding region runs from base 34 to 633 and encodes 199 amino acids. The record is from RefSeq and is a predicted model, not a curated record. NCBI's taxonomy places the organism in Eukaryota, Viridiplantae, Streptophyta, Magnoliopsida, Lamiales, Acanthaceae. The transcript is spliced from 4 exons.
UGGAAGAGGUAUUUUCAAGACCAGGUAGCAGAAAUGAGAGACGAAGAAGCCCAGAGGCCCCAAGCAACCACCAAUGGCGGCGGGGGCAGCAGCAGCAGUACGAGUUCAGCAUCAGGCUUAAGUAACAGCAGCAGCAGCAAGAGAGAAUUGGGUUCUUCUUGUUCUAGAUUGGAGAGACUGUUUGGCAGAGGCAAGUACAAGCUGUGGGCUUUGGCUGCCAUAAUUCUACUGGCACUUUGGUCGAUGUUCACUGGCACUGUCACUCUAAAAUGGUCUGGUCUUGACCUCAAACACUCCUCCCAUGACUCCGAUGCCUCAAUCCAUGCUGAUCUUGAUGUUCUGGAUGUUGAUGAAAGGGAGAAGAUGGUGAGGCAGAUGUGGGAUGUGUACAAACACAGCAGCAUAGUUAGGCUGCCAAGCUUCUGGAGAGAAGCAUUUGGUGCAGCAUACCAAGAUCUAACCAGUGAGGUUGCCAACAUUCGGAACAACGCCCUACUCGAGAUCGCCAAGAUGUCGUUCCGAUCACGAUCGCCAGACAUAGACAUAUACGAGUUGCCUGCUGUUGUUGAGCCAACUGCUAAAGGAUCUAAAGCGGAGGACCAAGCGAGACCCAGGACAGGGAAGCAACGAUAAGAUAGCCGGCUAGGGCUAAUAUCUUCAAUACCACACCACAUUAUUAAGUCCCCAUAGAAGGGAAUUUACUUACUAUAUUAGCCUACCUAUUAUGCAUCUUCAUUGCAAAGUGAUGAGAUGCUACCCUCCAAGAAGUUCCAUAAGAUACCAUGCCCACAAGUGUGGGGAUAUAUAUGUGUGUAAUAAAAUUGAUCAAUUUCCUUGUAUUUCAUUACAGGGCUUGCUACUUAUCUUC